UUUUUUGAAUUAUUAAUUUCACUGUUUCUUGCCCAAUCACAAACAUAAGAAUUAGAGAGAGAGGAGAUUGAGGUUUUCCAUAUAUAUAUAUACACAUACAUACACACAUAUGUGAACCACAAAGCCCCUGUGGACAUGUUCCGUAAAGAAGAGAGUUUUCACUAGCUAUUUCCCUUUGUGUGUAUAUAUUAGUAUCUUUGAACUUGUGUUCUGCACAUAUAUUGAGAUAAAGCAAAGCUGCUGGAAAUGGAGACAUCUCAGCCUCUUUCUAUUGACAGCUUUUCAUAUAGUUGGCUAGUGAAUAUAAAGCCAUCUCUAGAAAGCUCAGGUAACAACUCCUUUAGGACCUCACUCGAUGCUUCCGAUGAAGCUUCCUCCUUCAUCGAGAUGGACCCGAGAAUGCCACCCUCCAAGAGAUUUUUUAGGAAUUCUCAAGACUUUAAAUUUGAUUUCCCUGUCUCGCCGCCUUCUCUCACUUUUGUACAUGCCGACCAGCUGAUUUCCAAUGGUUGUCUUGUGCCUUUUUUCAUUGAUCCAGUGAAAGUUCAGAAAUAUGAGGAUGAAGAUUACAAUCCAAAUUUUCAAAAAUCUUCCCACACAGAAAACGACGUCCAUCCAGCCAAUACUUCUGACUGCUCGUCGAUGAGAAAGUGUCGGAAACUAUCGAAGAAAGUGUUGCAGAAGUAUUUGAGUUUUUUCAAGCCAUUGUACCAAAGAAUACGAGGUCAUAGAGCAUCAAGUUCCAAACCAGAAAAUGUUGGUAGAAGAUCCAAAUCUAUGAAGAAUUGGGAAUAUUCAUAUGAAGCAUCGCCACGGAUAAGCGUAGCUUACUCUGCCGAUGAUUGGCGUAGAUCCUGUGAUUCCGAGAGCUCAAUCUACGAGGCAGUCCUCCAUUGCAAGAAAUCUAUAGGAAGAUGAGAUCGAGUAAUUUCAGACGAAAAAUCAGGAGAAAGAAGUGAAAGCAGAGAGGAUGAUAAUAAACAAAAGAUUAAUUCAAGACAGACAAACAGAUGAGAGAAAAAUGAGACAUGAAAUGAUAACAUCCACUAAGCUUUUUGUCCAUUUCUUCUACUUUUUCUUAGAUUCAAAUGUACCAUACCAUUUUGUCUGUGAGGAAAGUAGAAGCUGUAUAAAUGAAUAGGAUUGCAAAUUUCAGACCUUACAGAGGAACAGGAAGGGUCACCAUAAAUUUUGUUUGUCCUUGACUGUUAUGUAAUAAAAAUCCAUAUAACAUGAGAACACUUGUUUCAGUAUGCCCGUGACCGAGCGAGCAGGUUCCUUUAGGUAAAUACUCAAAUGCCAUAUGAAGUUGAUGAAGAUGAAUAUAAUUUUUGUUCUUUACUUGGAGUUCUGUAGAUAAGUUAAACAAUCAAGUGACUCUUUGUUCAUA
Benincasa hispida (wax gourd) is the source of this 1390-nucleotide messenger RNA. Its product is annotated as putative membrane-associated kinase regulator 6. The record is from RefSeq and is a predicted model, not a curated record. NCBI's taxonomy places the organism in Eukaryota, Viridiplantae, Streptophyta, Magnoliopsida, Cucurbitales, Cucurbitaceae.